AUGGCUGUUCCACCGGAUAUGACCGUCAUGAAUAUUACUGGUAAAUAUACAAUGAAUAAAGCACUAAGCACGAAUACCGACGAGAUCCUGCAACUACAAGGCGUCGGCUGGUUUAAGCGCAAGAUCAUCAGCGCUGGCACCCUGUAUCUCAACGUCAAGCACUACGUCGACGACGCGUCCAUAGAGCAUAUCGACAUCGAGCAGAGUCUGUCAGGGCUUGCAACGACAAACGAGGAUCGCAUUCUUGACUGGCAACAACGUUCGCAUGAGGAUGAUGUCUUCGGUAUUGUCAUCUCUAAAACGAAACGUGUGCCUUUGAAAGAGAUCAAGAACGACUGGUUGAGGGGCGGCUGGACCGAGGAUACAGCAAGCUUCGACAUCGUGUAUACCGAUGCGGACAGCGAUGCGGAGAAGAAUGGGAUUGUUUGGAACGCUGUUCAGACAUGGGGAUUUGAGUACAUAAACGGCGAGAAGAGACAUGUGCGACAUGUCUCCUUCACUGGGUCCAAGGGAGAGAAAGUCCAGUCUCGUCUUGUUUAUGACUACAAGGGACCAUUGUGA
Molecule: messenger RNA, 561 nt
Organism: Postia placenta MAD-698-R-SB12
Lineage: Eukaryota; Fungi; Basidiomycota; Agaricomycetes; Polyporales; Adustoporiaceae
Exons: 4
Coding region: 1-561 (186 amino acids)
Source: RefSeq, a predicted model, not a curated record